AUCCUUUUUUCGACAAGGAAGGUCCACUACAAAAUCACGCAAGAUGUUCUCUUUCAAAUCUAUCGUACUGAUCGCUGCGGCUUUCACCAUCGGAGCGGAAAGCAGUGGUGUUGCGGUACCAGCGGUGCCGGCGGCACCUCUGGUUGCCCCGGCGGCAGUGGGGUAUGCCCACGCUGUACCUCAGAACAUUCCACCUUAUGCUGCGCAGGUCAGCGUAGUUAGCAAGUCACUCGCUGCUCCCCUUGUCGCCGCGCCCUUCGCUGCCGCUGGUCCUUACGUUGCUGGUCCUUACGGCGCCGCACCUCUAGCUGCAGCACCUUACGCCGCAGCUCCUUAUGCUGCUGCUGCUUAUGCUGCGGCUCCUUACGCCGCCGGUCCCUACUUUGCUGGUCCUGGACCAGUGGUUCCAGCACCAUUAGCUGGACCUGCACCAUACGCUGCCCCCUUCCCAUACGCUGCAGCUCCUUUGGUGCGAGCCAGUCCAUUCGGCUACGCCCCAGCGUACGUGCGAUAGAUUAGAAAAGAAUACUUGACUGACCUUCCUUCUCAUAAGACUUGUAUCAAAG
This is a messenger RNA of Spodoptera exigua (beet armyworm), 566 nucleotides long. The record is from the annotation of a GenBank genome assembly. NCBI's taxonomy places the organism in Eukaryota, Metazoa, Arthropoda, Insecta, Lepidoptera, Noctuidae.